AUGGCGUCACCUCAGGGAUAUGUGCAACGGCAGCAAGGUGCUGUCGCCGAGGCACCAUCUAAGGUAUACCAACCAGCUACUGCUGCUCCAGCUGUUUCCUACACCCCCACUGAGACAAAUAUUCCUUCCAAAUUGCACGACAAGGUGCCAAACUUAGACCUCUACAAGAAGCUCCAGGAUGCCGAAAAACAGUUAGAUUUGCUCAUAGCACAAAAAGGCUUGGACUUCCAAUCUGUUCAGGCCUCCUCGAUGCAGCCAAAUAGCAUGAAGAGAGAGACUGGAAUCUUGCGUGUUUUUGUCUACAACACAUGCGAGAACCAACCUUGGCAGAAGAACCAGUCGAGCGUGAAUGAAUCUUCCAAUAGCGACUCGUCGUGGACUUUGCGUGUGGAGGGACGUUUUAUCAAGGAUAAUGGUGAGAAAUCCGAGACGGAGGACAUGAAGUUCAGCUCUUUGCUUUCUGGUAUCUCUAUCGAAAUUGUGCCCAACAACGAGUACCCAUCAUUGCAGGGCAGUCAGUCAAAUAUCAUCGAAUGGCGCAAUGAUGCAGACAACAACAAUGCUGGUAAUCCUCAGCUAAAAAAUGGCUCUCCACUGUGGCUGUUUGAUGGUAUUGAUGUCAAGCGCCAAGGUGUUUUCCCAAUCAAAGCCAAGGUGGCUAUCUUAGCAAAGGACUAUACCUUCAAGCUUCUGGUUUCGGAGGAGAUGGCUCAGUUUACUGGUAAGCGUGAGGCCUCGCAACAAGAAUUGAUUUACCUGAUCUGGCAGUACGUUUUGUUUAAGAAGUUAUUCAAGAAGGCUGAACAUUACGCCAAUGUGCCCGCUGUUUCGGCUUCCUCACUCUCAUCUCAGGCUUUAGGCUCACAGGGCGAUGAGGAAGCGGAUUUGUCUGUCGUCCAAUGCGAUGACAUAUUGAAGGGUUUGUUGAAGGUGGAUGCCUUUAAAUUUAAAGAUCUUUAUCAAUUGAUUCAGCCUCAUUUGCGCCCUCGCCAGCCAAUUGUUAUCGAAUAUGAAGUGGACACUACUAGAUCAACCACUUUGGGUGAUGUUGUAAUCGACAUCCCUGUUGAAUUAGCGUUGUCAAUGAGCAAAAUUGAAAAGGAAAUCAUCGAAGAGAACAAGAAGGCCUUCGAAAGCAUGUCAAAGUCGGAUGAGCUUGUGCAAUAUCUAAAUCAACGUAUCUCUCUCGGCAUUGUCGCACUACAGAGUGCAAACAACAGGGAAUCUUUUUACAGAGAAUUAAGUGAAGACCCCGUUGUAUUUAUCAAGAAGUGGUUGGAAAGUCAAUCCGAGACUUUGAAGGCUUUGAAGAGUGAGGAGGGUUUCAAUGAAGAGGAGGUCAGAAAGGCAGAAUACUUCAAAGAACAUGAACAAGAAUUGAGGCAAAAAAUUGACCUCAUGUUGGGAGCUCAGAAGAUGUGA
Candidozyma duobushaemuli is the source of this 1422-nucleotide messenger RNA. RefSeq lists its product as uncharacterized. Gene Ontology annotation, molecular function: RNA polymerase I cis-regulatory region sequence-specific DNA binding. Gene Ontology annotation, cellular component: RNA polymerase I upstream activating factor complex; nucleus. Bases 1 to 1422 code for a protein of 473 amino acids. The record is from RefSeq and is a predicted model, not a curated record. Gene Ontology annotation, biological process: nucleolar large rRNA transcription by RNA polymerase I; transcription initiation at RNA polymerase I promoter. The transcript has a single exon. NCBI's taxonomy places the organism in Eukaryota, Fungi, Ascomycota, Pichiomycetes, Serinales, Metschnikowiaceae.